AUGCCACCAACCGCAACCAAACCCCAACCAAGACCAUUCAAUCCAGUAUCAUAUACCAAAGAAGAAGAACAACAAAUCCAAUCCAAAUUAGACAAAGUCUUAGGACCAGAAUAUGUCAGUUUUCGCCCAGGUGGAGGCGGGACCCGUGUCUCCUAUAUCGAAGGAUGGAAAGCCCUAAACCUCGCCAAUGAGAUAUUUGGAUUCAAUGGUUGGAAUUCAGAAUUGAUGAAUACGACAGUUGAUUAUUUGGAUAUUGAUCCAAGAACUGGGAGAUGUUCAUUGGGAUUAACUAUUCACGUGAGAGUAACUCUUAAGGAUGGGACAUAUCAUGAAGAUUAUGGAUAUGGAUUUAUAGAGAAUGCAAAGAGUAAAGCAAUGGCAUUUGAGAAAUGUAAGAAAGAAGCAGUUACUGAUGGAUUGAAGAGAUGUUUGAGAUGUUUUGGAAAUGUGUUGGGGAAUUGUUUGUAUGAUAAACUGUUUGUGGCGAGGAUUCAGAAGACCAAAGUUGUGAAACCUGAGUAUGAGGAUGAGAAUUUUCAUCGUGAUCCAUUGUUGGUUGAGAGAGAUCGAAAAAGACAAAUUAUUGAACAGAAUCAUAUGGAGGAGAUGAGGAAAGAGAAGGAGAAUGAACAGAGGGGGCAACAACAACAAGAGCAACCGCAGCAACAACCGCAACAGCAACAGCCGCAACCGCAGACGCGGCCGCAACAACAGGAACAACCGUUGCAGAAUGUUCAACUUCAACCACCUCCGUCUGCAACUAACCCCGUAAAUAAUAAUUUCGUCACUCCAAAACUGCCAUCGAAAAUUGUCCACAUCGCAACAAAACAGGAAAGAGAAGCAUUUGAUGAUUCCUUCUUAUUCAGUGAUGAUAUAGCAGAAGAGGAUCUACUCACCGCAGAACCAGAGACAGAACGAGAAGCCUCAACUGAUAUCGACGCACCUGGUACAUCAACUGAGAUAUCCAGCUAUAAUAACAGCAAUAUAGCUCCACCUAUAAAUGCUCCAGCAGUAUUUGUGAGUGCAAAGGGUGCAAAUAUAUUACAACAAAGUCCAGAUAAUAUCCCGCCCACGGCUGAAUUUGAUGUGAAAUUCGUAUCUCCAAAUAUUCGUCGUACUGUUGAUCCAACCAAAUCUGCUCCUAUAAAGAGAAGUGAUAUAAGUGUGAAUAGUGCUCCAAGCGGUGGUAGCAGCAGUAGUAAUCUAGGUAAUAAUAAUCGGGUGAACUUGAGUGGUGGUAGUAGUGUGAAUCCAUUGCAUAAUUCACCUACUCCUGGUAGUAUAGGAAUGAUGAAUAAAUUGGGAAAAAGAGUUGGUAUGCCUCCUCAGACUAGAAGCUCUAUUAAGAGACCACAUUUGGACGAAGCUCCAAAUGGUGGAUCUUCUAAUGGUAGUUAG
This is a messenger RNA of Hemisphaericaspora subhashii, 1398 nucleotides long. It is a transcript of the gene RAD52, whose product is annotated as recombinase. Gene Ontology annotation, cellular component: nucleus. The transcript has a single exon. Lineage: Eukaryota; Fungi; Ascomycota; Pichiomycetes; Serinales; Debaryomycetaceae. Gene Ontology annotation, biological process: double-strand break repair via single-strand annealing; double-strand break repair via homologous recombination; mitotic recombination. The record is from RefSeq and is a predicted model, not a curated record. The coding region runs from base 1 to 1398 and encodes 465 amino acids.